Messenger RNA from Pelmatolapia mariae (spotted tilapia), 1527 nucleotides. Its product is annotated as tripartite motif-containing protein 16-like. Gene Ontology annotation, molecular function: protein binding; zinc ion binding. Lineage: Eukaryota; Metazoa; Chordata; Actinopteri; Cichliformes; Cichlidae. Bases 1 to 1527 code for a protein of 508 amino acids. The transcript has 7 exons. The record is from RefSeq and is a predicted model, not a curated record.
AUGUCACACAGCGGGAGCCUGGAUUUGGACAGAUACACCAGCUUGGAUAAAUCUCGUCGACCCAACAGUCGCAGUCAAGCCAGGACCCUGGCCAGGAGUGGGGACGUCCUGUGCGACUUCUGCACAACAAAGAAGCAGAAAGCUGAGAAGUCCUGCUUGGUGUGCCUGGCAUCCUACUGCGAGACUCACGUCCAGUCUCACUACAACUACCCUACCCUGAUGAAGCACAAGCUGGUCAAAGCUACGGGUCAGAUGAGAGAGAAGCUCUGCGCACAGCAUGACAAGCUGCUGGAGGCUUUCUGUCGCACUGAUGAGACAUCGGUGUGCGUUUUGUGCAUGAUGGAUGAACACAAACACCAUGACAUCGUCCCGGCUGGCACUGAGAGGACUGAGAAACAAAAACAACUUAGUGUUACGCUGCACAAAUCUCAACAAAGGAUUGAUCAGAGGGUUAAAAAGUGGCAAGACCUCCGACAGGCUGUCGAAUCACUUAAACAUUCUGCUCAAACAGUCUUAGAGGAAAACGAGCGCAUCUUCACUGAGCUUCUGCUUUCCAUCGAGAGAAAGUAUAUUGAAGUCAAGGAAAUGAUCCGCACCCACGAAAGGACCACCGUGACCCAGGCCGAAAUACUGCUGGAUCGUUUAGAAGAGGAGAUUACUCUGCUGAAGAAGAAGCACAAUGACCUGGAGAUGCUUUCAAACACUGAUGAUCACAUACACUUCCUACAGAGUUGGCAGUCCCUGUCAGGCCCCUCGGGAUAUGAAGAUCUCAACAAAAUCAGCGUCGCACCCUAUUACUCCUUUGAUGCUACUAAGAGAGCCAUCUCUGCACUGAAAUUACAAGUGGAAGAAGUCAGCAAAGUUGAAAUGAGCAAAAUCUCAGGAGCAGUGAAGGAGGUGCACAUCACAGAAGAAAAUGAAGAAAGAAAGUCAAGAAGAGAAUCCUUUCUGAGGGAGGAACCAAAGAUAAGAGACGAACCAAGAACAAGAGAAGAUUUCUUGAGAUAUGCUGGUCAGCUGAUUCUGGAUGUCAACACUGUCCACCCCAACCUUCACUUGUCCGAGGGUAACAGAGCUGCCACAAUGAAGAAUGAACCCAAGAACUACCCUGACCACCCUGACCGAUUUGACCACUGGCAGCAGGUGUUGUGCAGGGAUAGUGUGAUUGGGACUCGUUGCUACUGGGAGGUGGACUGGAAGGGAACAGAGAUAGAUGUGGCCGUUACCUACAGAGGAAUCCGUCGUAAAGGGAAUGCCAAUGAAUGCAGCUUGGGCUGGAACGACAAGUCCUGGAGUCUGUACUGCUCUGACUCCAAAUUCUCUUUUGUGCACAACAACAAAAGCAUAGACAUCACAGCUCCGGUGUCUUCUCGUAUCGGCGUGUACCUGGACCACGCAGCAGGAACACUGGCAUUUUACAGUGUCUCUGAUGGCAUGCGUCUGUUGCACAAGAUCCAGACCACAUUUAAAGAGCCACUCUACCCUGCAUUCAGUGUGUGGGGCUUUAGUACGACUAUAAGACUGUAA